AUGUCCUUAAAGAAACAACUUUUUGUUUCACUGCUUCGUGCCCAAAACUAUACAAAUUUAAGACUGAUUGAAAUACGUUGCCAAAGGAAUGUCAUAAUCAUACGAAAACUCCACCGUACUCUUAUUCUCAUGAAACUAUUACGAUUCCACAAUUAUAUCCGACCAUAUUAUCAGUCUGAGCGUUUUCUAGACUACUUUUUAAUGUACAGAAAUACAUUACAAAAAUCAGUAUUGAAUCAACCGCCACACAGAAUAUGCGAUGGCAAUGAAUUAUGUUCUAUGGUAGGAUAUUCUAACAGCUUUUUGAACACAUACCACACAAUUAAUAAAGUAAACUGUUUAAUGCCAUCAUCAGAAUACAAGAAUAAUAAAGUUAAUCGGUUUUCGCUACGUAGUUCCGUUAAAACUUGGCAAAUUUUCGCAAAGAAAAUCUAUACAUUUUCCUCACUUCCAGACAGACGUUUAUUAUGUAUCAAACUUGAAUUAUACACUGCCACUAUGAGCGGCUGUCAAUUGCUAUAUCGUAAUAUUUGUUAUACGACUGCCCUUUGUUAUUGUAUGGUCGAUAUCCCAGAUAUAAUAACGUUUAAUCUUUUUGAUAUCUAA
Messenger RNA from Mucor mucedo, 606 nucleotides. RefSeq lists its product as uncharacterized. NCBI's taxonomy places the organism in Eukaryota, Fungi, Mucoromycota, Mucoromycetes, Mucorales, Mucoraceae. The transcript has 5 exons. The coding region runs from base 1 to 606 and encodes 201 amino acids. The record is from RefSeq and is a predicted model, not a curated record.